CCUGCAGAAUAUCAAAAUUUUUCAAAAAAAUAAACCACUAUUUCCUCUAACGCCCCAAUUCCCCACAGCUUUAGAGCCCUUCCACUUUUCGCAGCCUAUCAAUGUAACAAUGCAAAAGUCGACAAGAAGGAAGCCGUCAAGGAAUAAUAUCUGGAUUGUGUGGGCUUGCAGACAACUUGGGUGCCGCUGAGACUGCCACAGAGGCAACAACAACAGAGUAGUGCGAAGAACAGGAGGUAGAAGGAAAAGAAGAGAGAAAGGAAGAGAGUUGGAAGGAGAAAAGUGUUAAGAAACCUGGAAGAGGAAUCCUCCGAGGAGUGGACUGAGGUUUACCGUAAAAAAUCGGGCUGGCAGCAGGAUGAAUUCAUAUGUAGAAAAACUUUCAUUGUUGCCUGAGAUUAUCCAGCCUAUAUUGAAAAAUACAGACAUGAACGUAGACCCCAAGAUAUAUUUCAAUAUAGCAAUCAAGAUAUAUGAGAGGUUUAUGGAGGUUUUCAGUGAUGGUGGAAUGCAGGAAGCAGCUUAUGAGGUAAAAGAGGAGAUGGAGGAGAUGGAAAACACUGAGCUUGACAUUGCCAUCACUGGAGAGACGGGCUCUGGGAAAUCAUCCCUCAUCAAUGCUCUCCGAGGCAAGAAGGCAGAAGAUGAUGGUGCUGCCCCUGUAGGAGUGACAGAAACUACACUGAAUCCAAAGGUUUAUACGCAUUCUAAAGAUCCCAAAGUGAAAUUCUGGGACCUGCCAGGAAUUGGAUCCCCAGAUUUCUCCCCAGAGAGUUACCUUAAGAUGGUGGAUUUCCCCAGCUAUGACUUCUUUAUCAUUGUUGGCUCAGAGAGAUUCCGAUCCAACCACACUGACCUAGCUCAGGCAAUCCAGGAGAUGGAGAAGAAGUGUUAUUUUGUGCGCUCCAAAGUAGAUGCAGAUGUAUACAACAUGGAAAGGUCUUACCCAAAUACCUUCAAUGAAGAGGAAGUCCUUGAGAAGAUGAGGAAUGACUUAAAGAAGCAGCUUAAGAAGUGCUUCAGGAACACCAUCCCUCAAGUCUUUCUGAUCUCCUCCUGGGACCUUGCCAAGUAUGACUUCCCCCAACUGGUGGAGACGUUGGAGAAAGAUCUGCACAGUCUGAAGAGACUUGCAUUCCUGCUCAGCCUUCCCAUGUUUUCCCCUGAAGUCACGGAAAAGAAGAAAUCUGUGCUGAAGAGCCACAUAUGGAAAAUAUCCCUGGCAUCUGCUGGCAUCAAUGCUAUUCCCAUUCCAGACCUUCCUCUGGCUUGUGAUGUUGCCCUCUUGCUUGGGUCCAUGGUUGCCUUCUACAAAAGAUUUGAGUUGGAUGAUGACUCCUUAGCUAGGCUAGCCAGAUUGGCCAGGAAGCCUGUUGAAGAACUGAAGGCCGUGAUGAAGUCUCCUCAGAUGGAAGAAAUUACCAUCGAUCUCGUUAUAAAGAAAAUAACCAAUUAUGCAAAAGAAUUAUUCCCACCUUCCCUAGUUAGAAGCUUGGUAGCAGCAGGGGUGUCUUUUGCUAUCACUUAUUGGAUGCUGUUGAGCUUUGUCAAUAAUCUAGCUGAGGAUGCUGAAAGGGUUCGAAAGAAAGCCCUAGAACCAGAGCACUAGGCAGAGCACCCAGGUAGGCACAAGACAUGAGGCAACUCAAGGUGAAGUGGGAACUGCUGCUGCUGCUGUGAUGGCAAAUGUUCCUACUUUGGCACCCUUUUUCAUACCCAUUUUGGCCAGUUCUAGAGACAAUGGAACAGGCCUUACAACUGAUUUGCCUUACCGCAAUACAACACAAUCAAGCUUUUAAAAGUAGAAAUAAAAAGCAACUUUCAAUUUUUCUAAAGUCCUUUGGAGACAAGCGUGCCAGACAGGUACACCACUGCUCUUAUGAAUUGAAUAGGUCAGGUUUAAUCAUCCCACCCUUAGAGAUUCAUUAAACAUGUCGUGUCCACAAUGAAUGCUAUUUUUAACUGAUACUUUUAAAAUAUACUCAGAUGUAAACUAGACACAUUUGUCAUAUUGAUGUAACAUCCUAUCGAAACCUCUCUGUGUAACUUCUACCCAGGUAUGCCUUUAAAAAAGAGAAUUGUUUGAUUUUGAUGUAGUUUUAUUAGAUGUUGCUAUAAUUAUUUCAUUAGAUGAUAGUAGGCAAUAAUCGAAAUUAAUGUAGAAGUUGAAGUGUAGGUGUUUUGGGCAUAUAGUUUUUUUCUUUCAUGAAGUUUUCUGUGAACUGCCCUGAGACCUCUGGGUAUAUGGCGGUAUAUAAAUUCAAAUAAUAAUAAUAAUAAUAAUAAUAAUAAUAAUAAUAAUAAUAAAGUUGCAGAUUUUGUGGAAUGCAGUCUUGCUUUUCUUCAAUAAUUCAGAAAGCGUAGGGGGGGGAAAUUACCUCCUUCAAAGGAGAAUUUGGGAAUAAAUAUCCCUUCCUUGGAGCGUCUCGCUCUCUCAUUUGGCCUAUGUAAUAUUUUGCUUCCUGCCCAAUUCUAGCCUUGCUGAUUCAGGCAAUUAUGAUUUGCUUAAGGUUUAGUCAAGGUUUCCCAGCCUUAACAAUAUUUCAGAUUUGUACUGCUAACAUAUUAUACUGUGUUUAUGUUAUUAACCUCAUUUAUCUUAUUUUCUGUAGUGUUCAAUUAAGUUCCACCAAGUAAAGGAAAUGCAUUUGC
Messenger RNA from Zootoca vivipara (common lizard), 2652 nucleotides. Its product is annotated as interferon-inducible GTPase 5-like. NCBI's taxonomy places the organism in Eukaryota, Metazoa, Chordata, Lepidosauria, Squamata, Lacertidae. Gene Ontology annotation, molecular function: GTP binding; GTPase activity. Gene Ontology annotation, cellular component: membrane. The record is from RefSeq and is a predicted model, not a curated record.